This is a messenger RNA of Schistocerca gregaria, 1679 nucleotides long. RefSeq lists its product as uncharacterized. Lineage: Eukaryota; Metazoa; Arthropoda; Insecta; Orthoptera; Acrididae. The coding region runs from base 26 to 1072 and encodes 348 amino acids. The transcript has 5 exons. The record is from RefSeq and is a predicted model, not a curated record.
UGGAACAGAAAAGAAAGAAAGCACAAUGUGGCCAAAUGACUCUGAUUCUAAGUAUCGUAAUUAUUGGAACAGUAAACAUAUCGUAAGUGGGAAAGCAACGAGGAGUGUUUCUGGAGGAAGAAGCGAGAUACUAUCUCCUAAUUAUGGUGCCACAGCACCAGUGAUGCACAGCCCUCACCUUUGUCAAAUGUCCAGAAGCAGGCUACCUCUCAAAAUGGUGGUAUCGGAUGUUGUUCACAGAGACUUCGGUGCUCUGCAACAGCCAUCAUCCACUCCCUCACGUUUCAUCAUAACACCAAAGAAAAGGAGCAGUCCUUAUGACUACUACAAGAAUGUGGUACACAGACGUAGUCAUACUCCAAGGAAUCAUCCUAUAGUGGAGGAAAUGCAAAAGAAAUUUAAUUCAAUGUAUGGGCAUCAUUUCCAAAAUGCGACAUCAGAUACUUCUUGUGCUUCCACAUCUCUUGCACAUGAGUCUCCAAUGGAAACAGAUAGUACUGAACAAGAAAGCAGCAUACCAAAAUUUAGUAACUUCUACAAGGAAUAUUUGCAAAAACAGCAGUCAACACCUAAAGAAAUGAAAAUCUCUGAUUCUCAUCUAUAUUGUAAUACUGACAAGUAUACUUCAGAAGAAAAUGAAAUUGAAAAUGAUGAAAGGAACAAGGAUGGUACAAACAAAGGACAUGGACACUUCAUGCUGGCAGAGAAUUUUCUACACACAAUUGAAGAAAGACCGUCAGUAAGCAAUAAAGAGAAUGACUCACCACCAGAAUAUUCGAAAACUAAAUCUGACGAUGAAUGUUCAUCAAGUUCAAGUCAAGAGUACAGCUCACAGAAUGACAAUUUUUGCUUUAGUCCAUUGUUAGAAGGAAAGGAGGAUGGAGUCACUCCCAGCAGAGAUAAAAUGACACCUAAAACCUGGACGGUCAAGCAUAAUUCUGCAACUGCUGAUAGCAAACGUACUGCUGGUGGUAAAAUUGAUGUUCUCAGUGAAAGCCCUGCCUCAGAUACAUCAGAAGAGGACAGUAACAUCUGGUUUGCUGAUGAAGACCACAAUGAAGAUUUAAAUUAGGGCUAUAGAGCAGAGAUAUAAAUUGCAAACUGUUCUCUGUAAGACAUAAUCACAUCUCCCAAAUCUAAAAAAGUGUUUAUUUCAGAUAAGUAUCUUACUGAAUUAUAUUACUUUAAUGGUGACUGAAAAUAUGAAAGAAACAGUGAAAAUAGAUUGUAGAAAAUUAGUCUUUCUCACGGCAGGAAAUCAAUAAUUUUCCUGGAACACAAAAAUUAUUGUUCUACCGAGACAAGAAAUAUUGCACUAUAAAAUGACUUUAUCUGUUGUUACGUAAUAUGUCAUACGAAUGAAAGCUUUAGCUUCCUCACCAAAAGUACCAUAGUUAGAUACUUGCAAAAAGCAUUGCUAUAUUUAUUUUGAGUUUUUCAGUCAAGAAAGUCUUACUGAAUACAAAAUGAAACUAGGUUUUAAUCUGUAAAAUAAAAAUAACUGGGUUUUAUAGAUGGAUAGUGUGGUGUUUUAUCCCAAACCAGUUUUAUGAAAAUUGCUGUUUUACAAGAAUAUCAAUUAAAAAAAAGAUCUUAAUGUAUUCACUAUGUAGAAAAUAUUUCACUAUUCAACUGUGAGAUUUCUAGUUGUCUUCUGUAAACCAAAGAUUAAUUUUAAA